This is a messenger RNA of Fonsecaea erecta, 1701 nucleotides long. RefSeq lists its product as hypothetical. Gene Ontology annotation, biological process: carotene catabolic process. The coding region runs from base 1 to 1701 and encodes 566 amino acids. The record is from RefSeq and is a predicted model, not a curated record. Gene Ontology annotation, molecular function: carotenoid dioxygenase activity. The transcript is spliced from 2 exons. NCBI's taxonomy places the organism in Eukaryota, Fungi, Ascomycota, Eurotiomycetes, Chaetothyriales, Herpotrichiellaceae.
AUGGGUAACACGGGUAUGACGGAGGCUACCAUUGCCCACUAUAAUGAUUGGCCAAAUAGCAUGGGAUUCGAUGCAAACUAUGAAGAGAAGACUCCGGUUGAGCUAAGAGUGCAAGGCAUCAUUCCAGUUUACGCAGCAGGCACUCUGUUUCGUACAGGCCUUGGGCCAAGGUCAAUCCAUACAUCGAAGGACACAGAGUUCAAAGUCAAUCAUUGGUUUGACAAUUUCUCCCAGGUCCAUCGUUUCCAGAUCCACGCCCCUCAGCUGGACUCUAAGAACGUGCGGGUCACUUACAGUUCUCGCUUGGUGAGCGAUGGACUGAUUGAAAAGAUCAAGAAGACCGGAAAGCUAGAUGGAUUCACUUUCGCUGCAAAGUACGAUCCUUGCAAAUCCUUAUUUCAGAAAGUACAGGCCGUCUUCCAGCCGUCAACCCCUCCACCGAAGCCGAACGAGGUGAGCGCUGCGGUAACCAUGUCGGUGAACUUUCCCGGCUUUACCAGAGAUGGCCAUAGAACAGAGGGUCCGAGGGACCCCGGCCUUGCGAUGACCUUAUGCAAUAAAACAGAUACCAAUAUUUUCCAAUUUCUUGAACCGGAAACUCUGGAGCCCGUUGGCAUCGCCUACCAGGCCGUCCUUCAUCCUGACCUCAAGGGCGUGGCCAGCGGUGCACAUGCGAAAUCGGACCCCGAAACAGGUGACGUCUUCAACUACAAUCUUGAAUUCGGACGCACUGGUACAUACCGCCUGUGGCGCACUUCGGCAGCCACUGGGAAGACUUCCAUUUUGGCGACAUUUCAAUACGCUCCGGCGUACCUUCAUUCUCUCUUUCUGACAGAGAAUUAUGUGAUUUUGUGCAUCUGGAACUCGUUCUAUAAAGCGGGAGGUGCUUCUAUUCUAUGGAACCGAAAUCUUCUGGAUGCUAUGGUGUGGGAUGGGAAGCGGCCAACCACCUGGUUUGUGGUUGACAAGCGGGCGCCGGAGGACGGUGGUAAGGGUGUUGUCGCCAAAUAUAUUUCCGAUGCGUUCUAUUCGUUUCACACCAUCAAUGCGUACGAGGAACCAUCGAGAUCCCAGAAAGGUGCAAUCGACGUCGUGUGCGACCUGGCGGCAUAUGAAAACAUGGAUGUUCUCCACCACUUCUAUCUCGACAACCUGAUGAGUGAUCACCCCCGAGCACACGCCUAUGCAGAUUCAAUGAGUUCCAGUUCACGCCCAAGCUAUCGACGAUAUCGGCUGUCGGUCAUACCAUCGACACCAAAGCCCGGGCCGUUAAAUGCCAAGCUAGAGUACGAAAGCACGAAGACCGAUGGCCUUGAGCUUCCCAUCAUCAACCCCAAAGUGGUGACAAGGAAGCAUCGGUACAUGUAUGGCAUUUCUGACACUGGGAAGUCGACUUUCGUCGACGGUCUUGUCAAAUACGAUGCCGAGACACAUGCGACAACUCGAUGGAGUGUCCAAGGCCAAAGCCCCGGGGAGCCAAUAUUCGUGAAAGACCCUCGAUCUCAGGACGAAGACGGUGGCGUGCUCUUGUCGGUCGUCCUCGACGGACCUGGAGGAAAGAGUUAUCUCCUUGUGCUCGAUGCAAAGACGAUGACAGAGGUUGGCCGUGCGCAUGUGGACGGCGUGAUUGGGUUCGGAUUCCAUGGCCUGCAUGUUAGUUCCAACGAGCCUGUGGGCAGGUUCAACGGAUUGCAUUUAUAA